Symbiodinium necroappetens is the source of this 2397-nucleotide messenger RNA. The record is from the annotation of a GenBank genome assembly. Lineage: Eukaryota; Dinophyceae; Suessiales; Symbiodiniaceae.
AUGGAUGGGGGAGAAGGGGGAGAAGUGAUUCCGGUCCCGCAUACCCCUACGAGCAUCGUUGCCGAGGAGGAGGAUGAGGAGAAUGGUCAGCUCGACAUGGCUUGGGAUGCAGCAGAGGAGGACCAGGCUCAGGUGGAUGAGGGGGUUGGAAAACGCAAGAGACCCGAAGGCUUCCAUCGUCGGCGUGAUGAGAGUCCCACCAUAAGGGCUGCCGAAUCCGAGGAGGGGGCGGUCACAAGUCGUGAACUUCGUCUCCUGCUAGGACAGCACAUGAAAGAAAUGAGGGAGAGCUGGGGCAGCAUCGAAGCCAGGAUUGCCGUGUUGGAGGGUGAGGUCAAGGGACAUAAGCGGGAGCUCCAUGCGAUCCAUACCAAACUCAAGGCCAGCGACCAGAGGACCCAGCAGAUCCAGGCCAAGGGUGAUGCCACGUCACGAAGAACUGAUGAGCUCGAGGGCAAGGUGCAGCAGCUUGAGCAGAAGUUGGAUGACAUUACUAAGGAGCGUGAGGAGCUCAAGAAGAACCAGCAGCCCAACCUUGCACUUGGAGGACAUGAUCCAUGGGGAGAGUACUUGGCCAAGCAGGGUGGAAAGCAAGGAGAGCGUGAACAACGUGGAGACGCUAGCAAGCAAAGCUCACUCAGCGAGGAGGAUCAACGAUCUCUCAUCAUUGGUGGAUGGUUACCAGAUACCAGGAGGCUUACCAUCGAGGAUGAAGCAAGGGUGAUCUUCGAGAACAACUCCUUCGAGAACCUCCUUGAUGGGACGAAACUCGUUAUCUUCGGCCCCCGCAGGAGCUUCGGCAUCCUUCGCUUCAAGGUGAGGGAGAACGAGGAUAUUGCAGGGGUGAAGGCUCGAAUGUGGCAAGUGAUACAAAAGGUUCGCGCGGAUAAGCACAUCCUUCCCUCCACACAGGGUGAGAACGAUGGGAAAACCAUGUGGGCUUCGUUCCUCAAGACGCCUGAAGCAAGGAAGCGAUCGGCCAUGUGCUCUCUCACCAGGCGGAUUGUCAUGCAACUGGCAUCCUGCAACAGGAAUGCUGAUGGCGAAGUCGUCAACCAAAACGCCAUGGCACCAGAAUGCUUCGACAUCGAUUGGGGGACAGGCACGAUUUGGAAUGGGGUGCUCAAGAUCGCCAGUGCUACGCAUCGCCGUGACAUCAACCGACAGGAUGACUACAUCAGUUUGUCGCAGGGGUGGGUAGAUCUACGUGCAGUCACGACGUUGACAGGGGCCAGUUGGACAGAGGCCAACGAGGAGACCUCUCUGCAAGUCACAAGCUGGAAUUUGGGUGGGCAAAACUUGGAUAAAGUUGCUGUUGCUUUGCCUACUACGGGUGUUUUCUUAAUUCAAGAAAUUGCAAGAGAUGAAGAAGGGUGGCGGGAAAAUGAGAGUGACACACACUUCUGGCUUCACCAUCGUCACAAAGAUCAUUGGCGAGGGGUUGGCAUAGGGGUGUCCUACGAGAUCUUUGACUCCGUCAUUGCAAAGAAGGGCACUCGCCGGGGGAUGGCUGCGCUGGUCAAACUUAAAGAUCGAGGGCGCAUCGUGCUCGGGAGCAUUCACUGCCAUACUGGUGUGACAAACAAAGUAUACCAACAAGCAGUGGACGAAUUUUGGCAUGAGCUUGGGGGCAAAUGGCGGCACCGCCCGGCGGUCAUUGGAGUCGAUGUCAAUGAGCAGCUACGGUGGAGCCCCGAUGAGAUUGGUGAGAAAGGGCAGGCUUCUGUGGUGGCUGGGACGGCUAACUUGAAUCACAUUCUUGCCCGAAGUUGCAGUGUGGGACUAUCUUUCUCUCCUCCGAUUCCUGCUCAUCGCACGUUGCCAACGCACUUUCCUCGAGAUGAUGAACGUGAGGGGCGUCAAAUCGAUGCAGUGAUGGGACGAAUGGUCUCGUUGGGGGAAGUCGUUGUCAACUCUGAAGCUCGACACAAGAUUGGGACCGACCAUGCCGCUCUUCAGUGCUCGUUUCUGCUUAAACGUCACGCUCGUCGUUGGCCUGCGGAUUCUCGGGCACGGUAUGUCAAUCGUGAUCUACCUGAUGCCCCCCUUGUGGAUGCAAGUGACAUUGAGAAGUUGGCUCGGCACUUCACUGCUCUGCGUCCUGGCAAAAAGUACAAGGACCCACCCGAGGUACAACAAGCCAUCGAAGCUGCUCGUGCAUCUGGGGAUAAAGCAACGUGGAAACGAGUUCAUCGACUCAGACGGCAGGCUCGCCGGCAGUGGGAAAGGGAAAGACUGGCAGGCAUUCUUCAAGGAGAUUGGUGUGCCUAUCGCGCUAGGAAACUUGAAAAGGAAAAGAAGUCAGGAUGGUGGGGGAGGAUGCUCGACGGGAGAAGUGAGGAAGAAAUUACGGUUGAUGGUACACAAGCACUUGAGCAGCAAGAUGUGUGGACCUGA